AUGAGGAAGGGGCUUCCAAGGAUCGAAGAGGAAGGUGGAACUCCUCCUGUCGUGAUGGACCACCAUAUCGACCCAUCACCACCUGUGCCGGUUGCGAUGCUUGGGCCAAGCACUCGGCCAGCCAAGCUGGUGCACCACGUGCAAGCCUUCAACGCCUCACUGCAGAGUUUGAUUUUCGACCAUCGGUCUGGUUUGCUGGCCGCCUGGCGGGACCUUGACAGCUCCAAGCAGAUGGGUGAAGCUGGCCGUGCCUGGGACCGGUUGAGGCAGCGGCGUCGCCGCUUGGACCUGGUGGGGAAGUGGCCUAGUGUCGGUCGCACGGGAGAAGUCAUAGAGGAACAGAUCUUGUCUCAGCACAAUUUGGUGAAGUUGGUCGGCUGGGUUGGUUUUCUGGCAGAGGCGGGCAGAGCCGUCGAGAACACCCUCCGGGAUGUCAAGUCCUUUGCCCUUGAGCCAGCCAUUUUGUGCGGUUCCGAUUCAGACGCGCCCAUGCCGGCGGAGCGGGCGGCUCUGGACCUAGGUGAGGGGCGAGAGGGGCGCCUCUACUCGGGAGACAUUGUGGAAGAAUCGCCACACCGAGAACAGCCACAGGUCGACUUCCGCGUGCGAGCUUUCACCGAGAACCCGUCCGGCCUUCGUCAGCGGGGGCCCGAGGCGCCCGGUCGGCCCGAGCGCCUGGAGCCGUCCCGCCUGAGCGGCGAGCUCCAUCCACGGGAGGUGCGCGAAGGUCCAGGAGUUUUGCAGACAGUGGCGGCGCAAAUCCGGGGGUUCUACCUCAUCAAGUUUGCCGUUUCCGUCACCGCCUGUUACUUGACCAUCCAGUUGCUCAUUACCUUCUCGGAGGUGUUGUUGCCUUUCAUCUUUGCUCUACUGGUCAUGAUUGUUUUAGAGCCGGUGAAGAAGUAUGUCAUGCGAGUGCUUUGCAGACUAGCCGUUCGCAUUUUCCUCGCUUUGCGGAUGGACUUCUGUGUCGAUGGUGUCCAGGUGGCAGGCCAUCGCCACCCCAGCAUCGACAGCAUGGAGGGCCAGGUCUACGCUGGCAUCCCAGAGGACGAGGACCUCCCAGGCUCUGGCGGCAGUCGUGUCACCAUGCCUGUGCCAGCCAUCAAGAGAUUGCUAGUGGCCGUGUCCAUUUUCUAUUGCUUGGCGAUGACUGGUCGCGUCUUUUGGCUGGUGGCCAAGAUCUUUUUCCGAGCUGCAGCUGGGAUUUCAGCAGACAUGGAGCACUACAAAGAGGGUGCUGCACGUCUGAAAAGUUGGAUCAAGAAGUACAUCACUGGCUUGCACAUCGAGAGCCUGGACUUUCACAAGGUUCUCGAGGAGUUAGUGGUGGAGGUGGAGAGCGUCGGCUCCGUCUUGACACAAAGCCUGCUGGCGGUGAUGCUCCAAGCAGUGGUGACGUUCAUCUUCUUGAUCUACAUGCUCUGGAGCCCGGUCAAGGUCGAUGGCAGCGCUAUGGCCACCGAGGUCUUCAAUUCGACUAGUCGAUACUUGAAGGUGAAGUUUCUGGUUUCUUCCUUUACUGGCCUCUCCAUCAGUUUGUUGCUCUACGGCACUGGUUUGAACUGCCCUGAUGCAUUCGGCUUGCUGGCCUUGCUGUGCAACUUCCUGCCAGGCAUUGGCUCCCCCGUGGCGUCCAUCAUGCCGUGCCUCCUCGCCAUGAUCGACGCGAGGAAAAGCCCCACGCAGGUUGCUAUUGCGUUCGUGCUGCAGAUCAUUGUGCAUUUCGUCAUCGAUUUUAUGAUUGAGCCCGUGGUCUUUGGCUUCUCUGUGGAGAUCCACUCUGUCAUUGUGAUUUUGGGCAUUUGGUUCUUUUACCAGGUGUGGGGAGUUCCUGGCAUGCUGCUCUCCGUGCCGUUGCUGGCACAAGGCGAGUUGCAGCAGCCAAAGUCUUUGCUGCGCGCGAGCCGUCGAGGUGCGGAAGAGCAUCAACGUGCAGCUGCCCUUAAGGAGGAGGAGCCCAUGCCACUGGACGUGCAGCGUGAGUUGGCACGGCUCACUGGCAAGGAUGACAGGCUGACGGAGAUCUCCUUCAGUGGAUUAGCCACUUCUCAUGCUGACGUCUUGGGGUCGGCGCUGGGAAUGGGUGUGCACCUGCGGCGGGUGGUGCUGGAGGAGUGCCACCUGGGUGUUGAGAGUGCCCAGUGCUGGGCUGAGCAACUCAGCGCUCUGAAGUCAUUGGAGGUCCUCAACCUGGGCCACAACCAGCUGGAGAUCCGGGGCUUGGAGGUUUUUCUGGCCGCCUUGACGUCUGUUGGCCUCCGAGAGCUGGUGCUCACGGACAACCUGUUGGGACCCAAGGCGGCUCAGAUGGUGGGUGAGCUCAUGCUGCAGCUGCCAUCGCUGGUCGGUGUGAAUCUCUCGGAAAACUUCCUGCAAGAGGAGGGUGCAGCUCUCUUGGCAGAGGUGCUCUGCAAAGGCUCCACCUCUGGGCUUAGCCUGGACUUGUCUUCCAACGACUUGCGGGUCGCUGGCGCCAAAAGCCUUGCAAGGCUGAUGGAACUGGACCACUUUCGGUCCUUGGAGUUGGCGUCCAAUCGACUCCAUGACUUCGGCAUCAAGGCUCUGGCCCAGCCGCUACGGCAGAACCGUGGACUGACUUUCCUGGGCUUAGCCGAAAACAAGAUCAGCGAUGAAGGGCUUCAGGCCUCCGCCGGAGUAUUCCGCCGGUCUCCGCCGGUGGCGAAAGGGUUUUUCUCCGCUGAAGCUCAAGACUCGAUGGAGAAGAGUGACCCUGAAUGUGGAAGUGAAAGCAGUGAGCUGACGAACCCAGCACGAAGGAGCUGCUUUUGUUCGCCUACGGCCGAGGGAACUCGCUUGGGUCACUUUCUGGGAGAUUUCUUAAAGGGCAUCUCCCAAGUGUGCUUCAUUUCUCACCGUGGCACUGGGCUCAUCUUCCUGCUGGGCAUCUUCAUUGGCACCCUCCGCGGUGGAAUCUUAGCCUUGCUGGGCGGCAUCGCCGCGACCACGAUGGGCGUUCUGCUGGGCUAUUGGGGAGUGGAUGACACGGCCAGAAAGGAGGGCCUCUUGGGUUACAACGGCGUGCUGAUUGGCUGUGCCCUGGCAGUCUUCAUGAAGGAGAGCCUAUUGAAUGCCCUACUGGCCACCAUUGCUGGGGCCGGCCUCUCCGCCGUGUGCGUGGUGGCACUGAGCCGACUCCUAAAGACUCAGCUGACCAUGGUCUUCAACCCGAUUACCCUGGUGAUCCUCGCAUGCACGCACCUGUGGGCUGAUCAUCCAGACGAAGAUGGCAAGAGUUCAGUGCUUUUCAAUUGGAAGAGUGACUUCCCAGACCUCACUGCCCUGGAUUGUGCCCAAGCCAUGCUCAAUGGUGUGGCACAGAUCUUUCUCGUUUGCAACCCCACGUCAGGGCUCAUCAUGGUCCUAGGGAUUUGCCUCGCAAGUCCCCUUGCAGCACAAGCAUCGCUGGUGGGAUCUUUGGCUGCGGCGCUGGGCUGCGCAGCUUGCGGAGUGGAUCUGGCAGAGCUUCCACAAGGUCUCUGGACCUUCAAUGGUGCAUUGAUUGGAAUGUUCAUCUCCUGCCGGUUCAAGUCGCUGGGAUAUGUUUGGGUGUCUCUUUUGGUUUGUGUUGGAUCAGCUGCAGCUACCGCCACAUAUGCCGGACUGCUGGCACUCACACGCCUUAGCCAUGGCUUUGCGGCUGCUCCUUUCACUUUGCCCACAUGCAUCGUGGCCUUCCUUCUCAUUGCACUAGAGACAGCCACCCAACGCAUCUCGAAACCGGAUGCCACGGCCGAAGUGGUCCAGUAA
Messenger RNA from Durusdinium trenchii, 3771 nucleotides. Lineage: Eukaryota; Dinophyceae; Suessiales; Symbiodiniaceae. The record is from the annotation of a GenBank genome assembly.